ACCUCUUGAGAAAAUGAUAUGCUCAUCUUCACCUCAGAGUCUGUUUCCCAAGGAAAUCAACCUGAGACAAAGAGGUUGUGCUGGAUACCAAAAAAGGCAGGGAAACCCCUUGUCUUCUAGGGGCCACACCAGUCAUGGAUGAAUCGAAUUAUUUAUAUAUACUACUACGUACCAAAUGGCCUUACUAUCCUGAGAGCAGUGAGAGUCCACAAAAGCGUUUAUGCCAAAGAGGUGUAUAAUCAGAUCUGUGUUUUGAAAGAUAUGGAUAAAGAAAGAGGAAAAGAUUGUAGGGCAGGGCAGGAGAAAUGGGAGUAGCCUGAUUAGGAGGUAAUCAUUUUCCUUUAUGUAGAAGAUGACGGUGGAUACAGAGAACUAGAUUUAAAACAUGUUUAGGAGGUAAAACUAACAGGGUCUGAUGGGGAAUAGAUAUGAGUGGAUAAGUGAGGAUGAAGAGCAUGGGUUUCUUCUUGGUUUAACCAAAUGGAUAAAUUAUAUGCCACAUACUGAACAGGGUUGGGCAGGAGAAAGGAAUGUCUGAGCGUAGAUCAUGAAUUCAGCCUUGAAUGUUCGAGGUGCAAAGUGAAGAUUUCCAGGUCAAAGGAUAUACAAGUCUGUAUAAUGGGCUCAAGAUGAUUCAGUUACUAAGAAAUGGGAUCAAGAUUUGAACCUAAAAUGUAUCUGGUUCCAAAGCCAGUGCUCUUGACCAUUAUGCCACCAUAAAUCCCUCCCUCUGAAGUCUUCAGAGCUCGAUAGAAGGUGUGAAGAUGGCUGGAGGUGGAAGGAAGCGUAGGAUGAUGGAGGCUAGAGAUAAGAGGCUGUCCAGUUUUCAGCAGGGUCCAUUGUUGGGUUUCCAGUUCCUUACUACAGAGCUAGCCCCAGACCCAGCACAGACAGGAGAGAGGCAGACCUCACUUUCCCAGAGCACAGACAUCCAGGCCUCUCCAGGACCACACUGACACCGAGCAGGCUCCAAGGGCCACCGUGAUGCCUGUCCUUGAUUUCCCAUCCUACUCACAUCUGCCCUCCCUUCUGCUGGCUCUGCUGCUGAAACUCACAGGAACUUCAAGUGAAGAUUUCCAGGUGAACCAGCCUGAGAGUUCAGUGUCAGCCAAGGCUGGAGAUGUCAUAACCUUGGGCUGCAACAUUCCUGCACCAUCUCCAGUAGGGCCUGUUUUGUGGUUCAAGGACGCUAAGCUAGAACGAAAAUUAAUCUAUAGUUUCAAUGGACGCCGAUUCCCCCGAGUAUCCCAAGUGGUAAAUCCAAUGGCCAACCAAACAGACUAUUCCAUCCGCAUCAAUGAUGUGUCGCCUAAGGAUGCUGGCAUGUAUUACUGUGUGAAGUUAACAAUAGGGCAUCCUGACAUGGCAUAUAUAGCUGGCCCAGGCACCUAUGUGUCUGUGAGUGGAGCCACAAAUGAGAUGUUCAACGUGCAGCAAGCUGAGAUAUCACAGACUGUGUCACCUGGGGAAACGCUCACUUUGAGUUGCAGCGUACCAGAUUCAUUUCCAAAUGGACCCGUCUUAUGGUUCAAGGGGACUGGACCAAAUCGUGAAUUAAUUUAUAAUUUCCAAAGGGGUCUCUUUCCCAGAGUAAACCAAGUUGGAAACAUGGCCAAAGCUGGCAACAAAGACUUUUCCAUUCGCAUCAAUGAAAUCUCUCUUAAAGAUGCCGGCAUGUACUUCUGUGUGAAGUUCAAAGAGGGAAAACCUGACAUAGAGUACCAAUCAGGUCGGGGCACCAAGGUGACUGUUACUGGAACAAGAAAUAAUUUUGUCCCGGAUACUCCAGGCAGACAUUUUUUGGCUACGAAGGGAACCAACUUGAAUAAAAAUCUACUCUAGAGAAGUGCAAAAAUGUAAAGAAUGUGGGUUGACAACACUGAAUAUCUGUAUUGUUCCGGAUUCCAACCCCAGCUCUGGACCUCCAAAUAUAGGAGAGAAAACCUCUCCUUUAAGCCUGUUUGCUAAAGUCAGCACUGUUCUAAUGGAUGCCAACUGAUAAAAAGCAUCCAUAGAGCAUUGAAGUACAAUUUCAAGUCAGUUUUUUCUGCUUCUAGAGUCUUACUGUAUUUUGUUUUUCUAUUUUAUUAUGACCUCUGAGCUAUACCCAGCCCGAGGAAUGAUUAAAUUGGUGAUAUGAAAACA
Molecule: messenger RNA, 2145 nt
Organism: Odocoileus virginianus texanus
Lineage: Eukaryota; Metazoa; Chordata; Mammalia; Artiodactyla; Cervidae
Gene: SIRPD
Product: signal regulatory protein delta
Cellular component (GO): plasma membrane
Source: RefSeq, a predicted model, not a curated record